This is a messenger RNA of Fusarium oxysporum Fo47, 753 nucleotides long. RefSeq lists its product as uncharacterized. Lineage: Eukaryota; Fungi; Ascomycota; Sordariomycetes; Hypocreales; Nectriaceae. Bases 1 to 753 code for a protein of 250 amino acids. The transcript is spliced from 2 exons. The record is from RefSeq and is a predicted model, not a curated record.
AUGGUCAGGCCUCACGAAAUGAUCAACAUGCUAUGGCAGCCUCCCAGCACGCGUCGGGGGAGGAUUCGUCGCUUUGAGAAGCUUGAUAAAACCCUUCCCGAAAACUCAAAGUACUACAGUCACUGGGGUUACUCUAUCUAUCGCACGCACUAUAGUCUCGAGUCCAAUAAGCAAUGGGAUACGCUGCUUGACACUUUAAAACGGCAAACUAUGCUUCCAGUUGGUUACUAUCAAGACAUGCCCUUUGAAGAUGAGCUGAUGCACCAGCAGGCCGAUUUCUUACCAAAAACCUGGUAUUACCAGAGCCAAAAAGAAUAUUCGGAUGAUAUCAAGCGAAUAAAAGACUUGUUCCAUCUUAAUAUUCGUGAGGAUUCAUCACUCAACGGCUUGGGAGUCCAUGAGAUCCGCGAAAUGUGCCUUCGUGAUAGACCCGAGGAAGAAGAAGCCAUGGCAGGGCGUCGGUUCAGAUUCGUUCUUCUUGCCGAUAGAGCAGUAUUUAAAGCUAUAGAAAGAGGCGAGUUUGUCGUUAAGGCAGUCUCAUAUAACUGGGAGGAUGGCUGGAAUAAUUGGGGCUGGAUGAGAAUACCAACAGUAUAUCUGCUUGAGCUUUGGCACUCGCUCAUGGGAAGGGACGAUAAUUACCAUAGGGUGCUAUCUUUCGAUGGUCCAGAGGAGGACCUAGAGGACGAAUGCUCCGAAAUACGAGAAUGCAUUCACUACACCAACCAAAAGUACCCAGGAAACCCUGUAUAG